Molecule: messenger RNA, 411 nt
Organism: Lindgomyces ingoldianus
Lineage: Eukaryota; Fungi; Ascomycota; Dothideomycetes; Pleosporales; Lindgomycetaceae
Exons: 2
Source: RefSeq, a predicted model, not a curated record
ACCCAACCCCCCAUUUCCCCCGUCCAACGCUCAUCCUCCUUCCAGCACAAAACAUCUCCCGCUGUCCCUCCUACCCACUCUUUCAUCGAAACAAAUACGCCUGCCAUAAAUGAUACCCCGGUAGAGUUGGAUAGUGUGCCUGCAAGCCUAAAAGGAGGUAAACGGAGGAACACGGCAGGCGAGGGAGAAGGCGGAGUAGUGAGUCCGAAUUUAGGAGAGGAGGAAGAUAUCAAUCAGGAGUUUUUGGGGGAGGGGAAGGAUGGGGUGAGCAAGGAACUGCGGGCUAAACGAGCAGCGAUGCUUGCCUCGCGAUCGAAAGACCCCGCUGUUCUAGUCGACCUUCCACAGGAACCUACGGCCGAGGAAGUCGAGGCUGCGAAGAGUGGGGAGGGGACCGUGACGCCCGGGUUG